GCUCACUUACAGAAAGGAAGGCAACUCUGUAACACGUUACAUACUUUACAAGCAACUGUCGAAACCUUUGGAAAUAUCAAACCAGCAAGCAGCAAAACAUCUCAUUAUGUGCAGAGGACUUGAAUCAUUGCCUAUAACAUGCCUGGAGAGGGCGAAGGAGCUGAAAGCUUUGUUUGGAAGUUUACUCCAAAAGUCAGAUCACAGCAUCAAUGGCCAGUCAAAGAAAAAUGACAAACUGAGGUUAAACGUGGACGAGCCUUUAAAAUGGAAGGAGUCGUUUGACAACUUGUUGUCCAGUCAAAAUGGUCUUUGCCUGUUCAGAGCGUUCCUGCACUCAGAGUUCAGUGAGGAAAACAUUACAUUCUACUUGGCGUGCGACGACUACCAGGCAACGAAAGCUUCAAAACUGGGCGCCAAAGCCAAGAAAAUUUACGACGAGUUCAUCGGCUCUGAUGCGCCAAGAGAGGUAAAUCUUGAUCAUGUUACCAAAGCCAUCACAAAGGAGAACAUGGAGCAUCCCAACCUGUCCUGUUUCAAUCUGGCCCAAGCCAAAAUAUACACCCUGAUGGAGAAAGACUGCUACCCUCGCUUUCUAAAGUCCUCCACAUACCUGGAGCUCAGCAGAAAGGCCAAGACAGGCUAAAAUACUGUUCUUAAAAAAAACUCUCUUGCAAGCGGUAGACGUAAAAGGGACAUAAGCGUACUGACACACAGCAGAGCCGGGAAAAGUUCACAUGGAACAAAUACCUCAGUCUAAGGAGAUUCACGCCAGGUUGCAGAGUUAUUUUGGUGACCCGAGGUCACGUACAGAUCGGCGUCAAAGCUGGAAGCUGAAGGACACGUGAAGCUGUGAGGACAAGACUGACAGAGUCUGAGCUGCAGGCAAUGUCUGCCUCUGAAAUAGACAGCUGUGAUGUACAUACAGCGCUGCAUGAACGACAGCCACAGUGGCAUAAAUUAUUAAAUGCAGAUUGACAAAAAUGAGUUGCUUUCACACCACAAAUCUACCACAUGGAGAGACUCAAUGGCAUUAAUGUUUAUUUAUUAAUUAUUUAUUUAAAGUAUUUUUUAUGAUGUGAUGAAAACUGAUCCGACUGUCUGAGAAUGUCUUUUUGUUUUUUUAUCUGAAGUACUGUAUGUAAAAAUUGUGCAUUGAAUAAAAGAUGACCAA
This is a messenger RNA of Anoplopoma fimbria (sablefish), 1171 nucleotides long. It is a transcript of the gene rgs5b, whose product is annotated as regulator of G protein signaling 5b. NCBI's taxonomy places the organism in Eukaryota, Metazoa, Chordata, Actinopteri, Perciformes, Anoplopomatidae. The record is from RefSeq and is a predicted model, not a curated record. The transcript is spliced from 5 exons. The coding region runs from base 107 to 643 and encodes 178 amino acids.